Messenger RNA from Bufo gargarizans (Asiatic toad), 849 nucleotides. RefSeq lists its product as uncharacterized. Bases 25 to 849 code for a protein of 274 amino acids. NCBI's taxonomy places the organism in Eukaryota, Metazoa, Chordata, Amphibia, Anura, Bufonidae. The transcript is spliced from 5 exons. The record is from RefSeq and is a predicted model, not a curated record.
UAUCUUUACAGAAACCGUAAAGAGAUGGACCAGUACCGCAACUUUAUUUCCGAUGAGGAACCAUGUACCAUAACCAUAGUACAGCUCACCGAUUCCACUGUGUCUAUUGAAAGUAAUUACGACAUUGUAGGUUGCUUUGAAGAGGACUACAUAGAUGGUGAAAUAGUAAAUCUACAGUCACUAUUUGAAGAUAAUUUGGAAAUUAAUAUUGAAGACGGGAAAGAACCAGACGAUAACGCAUGUGAAGAAAUAAGCGGAGAUGUUUCCCUAAAUUCCAAUAAUAACGAAAUUCAGAUGGACGAGUUAUUGCAAGAGCUAAGAUCAAAAUUUGGACUAUAUUCCGGGGAAGAAGAAUGUUUCCCCAGUAAUCCGCUAAUAAAUGAGAAUUUAGGUUAUGAAGAUUUCUUACCAUUAUGUUCAGAGAGCCGAAUUGGCAGAGUCGACUGGUGUACAUGUGAAAAUUGUGUGACAAUGCCCACCAACCUUGAAUCGAUAUGUUGCAAAGAAGUUGAAAAUGCAACUCCGUACAUCUGUAGUUUCCAAUGUAUCACACAGCAUGAAUUUUUUUCUAUUUUUUGUCAAAGAGAAGACACAGUCAACGUAGUUUUACGAAUUGUGGGACAGUUACAAAGACCACCUCCCAAAAAACAAGAAAAUCGGCACCAUCGUAAAAUUGCCUACAGAUCUUUCACAGCCUGGGUUCAUGGAUACCUAGGCAUUGGUAAUCGCAGACCUAUACCUUCUUGUGUAGUUAAUAAAGUGCGUACUUGUUUUCCUGACCCUGAUAGUGAAUAUACUGGAUUCAAGGAAUGCAACGAUCACCCCGCUGAAUUUAUGGCAUUCGAGUAA